Gastrolobium bilobum is the source of this 1719-nucleotide messenger RNA. Its product is annotated as palmitoyl-acyl carrier protein thioesterase, chloroplastic-like. Gene Ontology annotation, biological process: fatty acid biosynthetic process. Gene Ontology annotation, molecular function: acyl carrier activity; fatty acyl-[ACP] hydrolase activity. Bases 148 to 1407 code for a protein of 419 amino acids. The record is from RefSeq and is a predicted model, not a curated record. Lineage: Eukaryota; Viridiplantae; Streptophyta; Magnoliopsida; Fabales; Fabaceae. The transcript is spliced from 7 exons.
AGAGAGAGAGAGAGAGAGAGAGGGGGGGAAGACACAACGGCAAAAUAGGUGUUUUUGUUUCUGUGCAAUCCAAUAUAAGCCACUUCUUCUCCUCAUUUGUUUUCUUCUUUUUAUUUGCUCAGGUUCAGUAAGCUGUAGAAUUUCAUCAUGGUUGCAACAGCUGCUACAUCUUCGUUUUUUCCUGUGACUUCACACUCACCAGACACUGGUGGAAAAGCCACCAAACUCGGUGGUGGCUGUGCUAACCUUGGAGGAUUCAAAUCCAAACAUGGUUCUUGUGGUGGCUUACAUGUUAAGGCAAAUGCCCAAGCUGCUCCAAAGAUUAAUGGAACUGUAGAACAUGUGAAGCUUGAGGAUGAUUUCCCAUCGCCUCCUCCUCCACCAAGGACUGUUAUCAAUCAGUUACCUGAUUGGAGCAUGCUUCUUGCUGCCAUCACAACAAUCUUCCUGGCUGCGGAAAAGCAGUGGAUGAUGCUUGAUUGGAAGCCGAGGCGAUCCGAUAACGUGCUCAUUGACCCAUUUGGUAUAGGAAAAAUUGUUCAAGAUGGUCUUGUUUUCCGGCAAAACUUUUCUAUUAGAUCAUAUGAGAUAGGUGCUGAUCGAACAGCAUCUAUAGAGACUUUAAUGAAUCAUUUGCAGGAAACUGCGCUUAAUCAUGUUAAGUCUGCUGGGCUUCUUGGUGAUGGCUUUGGUUCUACGCCAGAAAUGUGCAAAAAGAACUUGAUAUGGGUAGUCACUCGGAUGCAGGUUGUGGUUGAUCGUUAUCCUACAUGGGGUGAUGUUGUUCAAGUAGACACUUGGGUUUCUGAAUCAGGGAAGAAUGGUAUGCGUCGUGAUUGGCUUUUGCGUGACAUCAAAACUGAUGAAAUCCUGACAAGAGCCUCCAGUGUUUGGGUCAUGAUGAAUAAACUGACAAGGAGACUAUCUAAAAUUCCAGAAGAAGUCAGAGGAGAGAUAGAGUCUUAUUUUGUUAAUUCUGCUCCAGUUGUUGAAGAGGAUAACAGAAAAGUACCUAAACUUGAUGAUACAGCAGAUUAUAUUCGCACUGGUUUAAGUCCCAGAUGGAGUGAUCUGGAUGUUAAUCAGCAUGUUAACAAUGUGAAGUACAUUGGGUGGAUUCUGGAGAGUGCUCCACAGCCAAUUUUGGAGAGUCAUGAACUGUGUUCCAUGACUUUGGAGUACAGGAGGGAGUGUGGCAGGAACAGUGUGCUGCAGUCCCUGACUGAUGUCUCUGGUGCUGAUGUUGGCAAUUUAGUUAAUGGCGGAAUUGUUGAGUGCAAGCACUUGCUUCGACUUGAAGAUGGUGCUGAGAUUGUGAGGGGUAGGACUGGGUGGAGGCCCAAAUCUGUGAACAACUUUGGUUUUUUCAAUCAGGUUCCAGCAGAAAAGCACCUUAAUAUUGAAUGACUAAUCCCUGGAAUGGCAUCACUCUCGUUGUAAUUAGCUCCUGCUCUACUCUCUGGUUGCUCCAACUUCCAUUCCAUUUAUGGUUAUUGCUACUGCUAGGUGUCAUCAAUAUUUAUUUGUUUCAUCAAAAUGGCUAAGCAUGUAUAUUAUUAUUUACUUUCUAAUUUCCCUAGUUUGAAAGAUGCAGAUUUCUGUGAUCAUAGCAACGCUAUUAUUGUAUCAUAUUUAUUGGUCGUAGUAGCCAAGAAUGACUUUUCCGUCUCAUUUAUUUUUUUAGGUAUAAAUAAUUCCUUAUGCAAUUGAUGGGGUUUU